UCCAAAGAUUAUUAUUCAAUCUUAUCGAUGGAUGAAAGGUUGAGGCAUGCAGCUCAAUCAGGAAAUAUAGAUGCCUUGUAUGAUUUAAUCGAAGAUGACGCGGAUGUUUUACGCCGCAUCGAUGAGAUGGAGUUCGUUGAUACUCCACUGCACAUAGCUGCAGCUCAAGGGCACACUGAGUUUGCAAUGGAGUUGAUGAACUUAAAGCCAUCAUUCGCCAGGAAGCUCAACCAACGCGGCUUGAGCCCCAUUCACCUAGCCUUGCAAAAGAAACAAGAAAAGAUGGUGGAUGAUCUCCUAUCAAUUGAUAAAGAUCUUGUUCGUGUCAAAGGGAGGGAGGGUUACACUCCUCUUCAUCAUGCAGUCAGGGAAGGAAAUGUUCCUCUUCUGUCUAAAUUUCUGGAGCAUUGCCCCAAUUGUAUCUUAGAUUUGACUAUUCGAAAAGAGACAGCUCUGCAUAUUGCAGCACAAAAUAAUCAUUUAGAAGCUUUCAAAGCCAUACUGAGACGGCUUCCCACUGUAUACGAAGCAGCAAUCCUAAACUUAGAGGACAAGGAUGGAAACACUGUGUUGCACAUAGCCGCAUCAAAUAACCAACACCAGAUGAUCAAACUGUUAAUAAAAAGCCAGAAGAUUGAUUGGAAUAAGGUUAAUCAGAGUGGUUUUACAGCUUUGCAUGUCUUGGAAGCACAAGCUGGAGAUGACAGGAGAGAGAAUGUGAACAUGCUGAAACGUGCCAAAGUUCCACCCUCAAUUUUUUUAGCGAAGAUGGUUCUUCAAAGUCGGCGUUUUACCGAAAUAAUAACUGAUAUUCUGGAAAUGAAAACUGAUACGAUCAAUACGUUGCUAGUCGUAUUGGCACUGAUUCUAUCGAUGACUUACCAAGCUGUUCUCAGCCCACCGGCUGGUGCUCGAGAUGCGGGGAAAUCAUUCAUCAAGCAUUUGGUGUUUUUUUCGUUCUAUGCUUUUAAUUCCGCAGCUUUCAGCCUUGCGUGGCUCUUAACACUUAUGCUUGUCACUGUCGUUGCCAAGAGUAUCAUAAUUCUUCUGUUGCUACUAUACCUGAUGAUGGCUUGUUGCUACGCUGUUGCAUAUUAUACCAUAUCUCCAAACCUGUAUGUCAGUUUCGGUGCUGAUGCUGUUGCUGUUGGUGCCAUCAUUGCUGUCUUAUUUUAUUGUUACUUUUAUUUCCGUCCCAAAAAUUUAUAAA
Molecule: messenger RNA, 1210 nt
Organism: Theobroma cacao (cacao)
Lineage: Eukaryota; Viridiplantae; Streptophyta; Magnoliopsida; Malvales; Malvaceae
Product: ankyrin repeat-containing protein BDA1-like
Molecular function (GO): protein binding
Source: RefSeq, a predicted model, not a curated record